AUGGUCCGCUUCGCGAUGGGUCGUGAGAUGAUGAGACAUCGCAGGCAUGUCGCAAUACCUCCUCCUACGCCGCCGAACGAAGAAUACUGCGUGAAUCAGUCAGUCGGACAGUCACUUCUGAGCGAGAUCCUUCCACAGCACAUUAAACAGGAGAAUGUUGUCACAGACUUGCCAAGGGAAAACUGGAAGGAAGUCAUCGAGAUGGCUAUCGAUGCACAAGAGAAUCACUUGACAAAAUUCCUGGACGAAUUUUCGGCAGCCAUGGAACCUCCGCUACAGCCACCACCUGGAAAACAGGGCUGGAAUGACUAUGCUACUACGGCUCCAGUCGCGGCUGUCAUCGGCACUUUCCUAUCUGCCAGACAACUGCAAUGCAUAAGUUUAGGCUCACCACAGUUUCCUUCUAUGGUCAGUAUCUUUGAUGAAGGCGAAGGUCCUUGUCUGGUACUGAAUGGACUCUUGACUCCACGGACAUUAUUACUGUCGCGGUCAUUCAACGAAGGUCUCGGACAGCAUCCGUGUAUGACACCUUUACCAGCAGAUGCAGCAGGAACAGCAGCCAUCGUAGCAGCCUACGCGUAUCUACACUCUAUUCGGGAACAUCUCGUCGGCACGAUCGUCCUGGAAGCUAUCUCCGAUACUGAGGAAGGCCAUCUAGGCACUUGUCACCAUCUGUUACACACGGAUGAGAGGAGCGCACUAUGGAAAGGCGAUUGCAUGAUUACCGCAGCCUCGAGAUCUACUUCACAUUCGCCGAUAUCUUCACCAGAUACAUCAAUCUUCAGAACCGGUACAAGAACCAUCGAUUCGGCCACUUUCGACGUCAAUACCUUGCGUUGGACUGACAAACCGCCGACGAACGCGUUCACAGCUUCGCGUCUUUCAACAACGUGUGCGAUGCAUCCGAUCGCAACUUCCUUAUCAAAUAACAGCAAGCGAAUUCUUGGUUGUCGGCCUAGCAUUCCGGACUUUCAGACCGGCCAUGCGCACGGCUCACAUGCUCGCUUCUGGGCAGAAGUCGGCGUGCCGUCUUUUUGUCUUGGUGUCGGUGGUGUUGACAAUCCUGCAUUCGCACUAUCGAGAGAGCAGACAUCAGAAGGCGACGAUGCAGAUCGUAAUCACAUGGUCGAUUCUGGGAUCCAGGAUGUUCAGAUGAAGGACGAACAUCCAGCAGAGACUACCCGUAUUCAAACGAGAGUGUCAGAGGCGGACCAGAAACAGUGGAUACAGCUUGUAAAAGUUUUGGUGUUGACGGCAUGGGAUCAGGUAGGCUUGGAAUCCACUUGA
This is a messenger RNA of Aureobasidium subglaciale EXF-2481, 1287 nucleotides long. RefSeq lists its product as uncharacterized. The record is from RefSeq and is a predicted model, not a curated record. The transcript has a single exon. Lineage: Eukaryota; Fungi; Ascomycota; Dothideomycetes; Dothideales; Saccotheciaceae. Bases 1 to 1287 code for a protein of 428 amino acids.